AUGAGAACCGUCCUGUGAGCGAGUCUGUCCGUCCUUCCUUCAGCCCACGCGGGGAACCAUAGCGGACGCGCCCUGCACCUCACACCUUACCUCCUCGCUAGCUGCCAUUUUCCUGCCUGACGUUGCUCCAGAAGGUCAUGAAGUCACCAGGUCUAGAAGGAGGAGAAGCUAAAAUAAAGAAAGGCAAGAAGAAGGGAGGCGCUGAGGGCGGCGACAACCUGGCAGCAAAGAAGGCCAGCAAGGGACCCAAGGACUCCAACAACAGCAUGAAGGAAAACAAGAGGAACAGCUUCGGCGACGGGGGGGAGGUGGGCUUCAAGGGGGGACGUGGAGGCGGCGGAAGAGGAGGAGGAGGAGGGGAUAGGGGUGGAUUCAAGGGCGGAAGAGGUGGUGGCGAUCGAGGUGAUCGAGGUGGUGGUUUCCGAGGAGGGUUCAGGGGUGGGAGAGGUGGAGAUCGUGGUGGUGGAUUUAGAGGCGGAAGAGGUGGAGAUCGCGGUGGUGGUUUCAGAGGAGGAAGAGGUGGAGAUCGUGGUGGCGGAAGAGGUGGUUUCCGCGGAGGAAGAGGAGGAGACAGAGGAGGAAGAGGAUUCAAUAACAGUGGUGGAUUUGGCAACCGUGAACGUGACCCGUCAGUGCUGUUCCUCACUUUCAACUCAUUCAUCACCAAGAAGGAUGUGACGGACGUGCUCGCUGCGGCCGGGGAUGAGGCGGGCUUUGAACUGGGCAGAAACAUGCGUAUUGUGAUGCCGUCCGCCGCUGCCGCCGCCACACUGAAGGAUCAGAUCAACGCCCUCAACCUCAACAUCGGCAAGAUCGACAACGGCUUCCUGAGACAAGAUGAGAGGACCAGCCCGGAGAAGAGGGCCGCGCCGGAGGAGGGCGGCAACUCCAACAAGAAAUCCAAGGGGGAGGACGGCAAGGCGAAGAAGGGUGCCAAGGAGGAAAAGAUGGUGGUAGAAGAGGAGGACGAUGAUGAUGACGACGAGGAGGAUGAGGAGGGUGACGAAGAUGAUGAUGACGAGGAGGAGGACGAUGAUGACGAGGGUGGAAAUGCCAUCGCCGCCGCCCCUGGCGCCGAAGAUGAUGAUGACGACGACGAGGAUGAUGAUGACGACGACGAUGAGGAUGAGGAAGACGAUGAUGAUGAGUGAAGGGCCGGAGCGCAGGUAUUCAGAGCCGCGUGUUGGGACAUGUUUUUAGCAAGUGACCUGUUGAUAAAAAAUGAGAAGAAAAAAAAUCCAAAACUGUACAUGAUGAGUUGACUAUUUUUUAUGUGAGCCAGACUUUUUUGUGUGUGUGUACGUGUGUGUGUGUGUGUGUGUAGCAGUGACAGUAGUAGUAGUAGUGUUAGUGGUAGAUUUUACUGUAGAAGUUGGAUGUCAGCGAGAGAUUAAAAAAUGGAGACAGAGAGAGAAAGACUUAUUACAAUUUAGAAUCCAUUUCCUUUUGUUUCCUCCCCCUACCAUCACUACCCCCUCCCCCCUACUCCUCACGGCCAAUGGGCAAUUAUUUCCAAGUACAAGUCAUUGCCGAGGGGUACAAGUGUGGCCGGACAGGUGUGGGCCGUCCCUCGCCUGUCCUCUGUCUUGUGUGUGUGUGAGCAGGUGACAAAGAUUGGCCAGACAGAGGCGGAGAAAUCUUGUACAAUAAAAGUAAUUGUUUUGUCAA
Eriocheir sinensis (Chinese mitten crab) is the source of this 1668-nucleotide messenger RNA. RefSeq names its product nucleolin-like. The coding region runs from base 138 to 1151 and encodes 337 amino acids. NCBI's taxonomy places the organism in Eukaryota, Metazoa, Arthropoda, Malacostraca, Decapoda, Varunidae. The record is from RefSeq and is a predicted model, not a curated record. The transcript has 5 exons.